This is a messenger RNA of Notolabrus celidotus (New Zealand spotty), 7614 nucleotides long. RefSeq names its product trinucleotide repeat-containing gene 6B protein-like. Gene Ontology annotation, cellular component: P-body; nucleoplasm. The record is from RefSeq and is a predicted model, not a curated record. Lineage: Eukaryota; Metazoa; Chordata; Actinopteri; Labriformes; Labridae. Gene Ontology annotation, molecular function: nucleic acid binding. Bases 1 to 6177 code for a protein of 2058 amino acids. Gene Ontology annotation, biological process: miRNA-mediated post-transcriptional gene silencing; positive regulation of nuclear-transcribed mRNA poly(A) tail shortening. The transcript has 20 exons.
AUGGAAGACAAGAAAAAGAAGAAAGAAGAUAAAAAGAAAAGGGAAACCUCUCAGAAGGUGCCAGAACAGAAAAUCAAAGUGCCAGAAUCAGCCAAACCCUCCUGCUCCCAGCCACUCGCCACCCAAGGCUCCGUGUCCCCCAGCCCUGGCCCUCUUGCCCCGCCAUCCCCCAGUCCGGGUGCAGCACAAGUUCCUCCUGGUGGUGGGAACAAUGCAAAGCAGCGGACUGCUGUGGCCAACGGACAGCCCUCCUCCUCCCCCUCUGGAAGCCAGACAUCCCAACAGCAGCGAUACAUGUCGAGAGAGGUUCCACCCAGAUUUCGCUGCCAGCAGGACCAUAAAGUGCUACUGAAGCGGGGCCAGCCGCCGCUGUCCUCCAUGCUGCUUGGGGGAGGAGGGGGGGAAGGGGGUGCAGGAGCGGUCGAAGGAGGCAGCGGUUGGGCGGCCUCCCCACCUCUUCCCUCACAGGGAGCAGAAAACCCCAAUGCAAACACAGCUGGAGGCACAGAUUCCAUCCUGGGUUCAUCAUCUGCUUCACCCCCAAACUCCUCCUCAUCCUCAUCAUGUGUCGCUGCUCCGUCGUCUUCUUCUUCUUCUAUUACUACUACUUCAACUUAUGCAAAUUCCACAUGGGGGGCAGGCUCUGGCAGCCUGUCCUCUUCUCAGGGCUGCGGGAAAGUAAUUGUGGAUGGGACUGAUCUGGGGGAUUGGCCUAGCAUCCUUGGCGGGGCCAAAUUGAGUUCUGACGGGGCUGGAGGAGGAGGAGGAGGAGGAGGGAUGCAGGAACAAGACUGCCCUGGUAACAACAACAACAGUAGUGCCUCAUGGAGUGAGAAAAACAUCCAGCAGAAGGGAGGAACAGCAGGAGGAGGAGUAGGGAACAUGGACAAUCCUUCCUCACCUCGUUCUUCUCCUCUUUCCUCCUCUUCCUCGCUUAAUGAAUGUGUUCAGUCGAGUGGUGGUGUGUGGGGCUCUUCCACCUCUUCUCAGGUGGAGACAGGGCUCGGAUCAGCAGCAUUUUACAAUUCCAAAGUCUCCCAUCUUCUUCCUGGGCCCCCGGAGAGCCCUGUGAGCGGCAGCAGUGGUGUCCCUGGUGCCAAUUUUAACCCCAACAUGAACCCCUCUGCCUGGCCAGCCCUCGUGCAGGGCGGGACAUCCACUUCAGCGAGCGACAGCCUUCCACUACACUCGUCCAUAACUUCAGUUUCCUCAUUCUCUGCCAGCACCACCCCCAUCACCACUCACUCGCUUUCAUCUGUGAAUCAAACUGGUCUCCAUCAGCAGCACACCGAGACAGCUGGGGGAGCCAGGGGUGGAGAACCACAGCAGCACUUAGGAAACUCUGGGCAUGAGUCGGGUUCAGGUGGAGGACCGGGACCAAAUCACAAAGGAGUCGAUGAAAGGGACUAUGGGACUGCGAGAGCUGAAGGAGAAGGGGGUACUAAACUCGCUGGCUCUUCGUCUUCCUCCUCUGCUGCCUCUUCUUCUUCUUGGAGAUCCAUACCUGCAGUGCCCACUGACCUCAGUGCGGGGGCCUCACAGGCGGAUGGAUGGGGUGGAGGAGGAGGAGGGACUGGAGCUCAGGUGCAGGAAGGGAAUGUGUGGGGCUUUGGUAGCCAGGGUGGCAAGACAGGGUGGGCCAGGGGGGGUGAUGGUGGCUCAAAUACCACAGCGGUAUCUCAGGGAGCGUUGGAAGGAGGCAGUACAGAUGCAGAGUGGGGUGGCACAGAGGGUGGGGUAAGUUCAAGUAACUCAGCAAUAGAGGGAGGAAGGGGAGGAGGAGGAGAUGGGGGGAGCAGCAGCAGCAGCAGCAGUAGUGGAGGUGUUGGUGGUGGUGUUUUGCAGGAAUCUGCCUCACCAAAGUUUGCAACUAUGACAAAAGCUUGGGACAAUCAGAAAGGGAUGGAAGGUGGGGAGGGCGCAGUAGGGGAGUGGGGAGGGCAGGGUGGAAGCUCUGGAGGGGAGAGACCUUCUUCCUCGAGUGGAGGAGGGUCCAUAGCUGGAAGCGUUGGAGAUGAAAGUGAUAGCGGACAGAAGCCGGAGCAAGCCUCAUCCGUCACCAACCCUUCUCAACAGACCUCCAAUGCUGAAGUGGCCUUACUCAGCAUGCUCAACAGGUCUGACCUGGACCCCAGGGUUCUGUCCAACCAGGGCUGGGGGCAGACCCAGAUCAGACAGAAUGUGGCCUGGGACCUGGACACUUCAAGAGGAACAGGACACAGAAAUGAAAAAAGCUCUUCCUCUGCUUUCUCAUCAGCAACCAUGAACACUAGCGCGGGCUCCGGUGGCCCCGGGUACCAGUCCAACAGCUCAGCAAGUAAUGAUCAAUCAGCUGGCAGUCACAAGACCGGGCCUGCUUCAGCCAGGGACGGCUGGGACGGCAGUGCUCCACAGGCCGCCUGUGGUCCUCACAUGCCUGGUAACACUGUGAGAAAGCCGGGCUCACAGGAGGAAGAUAUGGAGACCAACAAGGGCAAGGCCGCUGGAGGCUGGGGGGAUCUCCCACCUGAGAACAAGAGCAAAGGAUGGGGGUCAGAGGAGAGCAGAGAGCAGCAAUGGGGGGGUCGUGGUGGUAGAGGAGGGGGCUGGAGAGACUUUCGAGAACAGGGUAGUGGAUGGGCGGAUGGUUCAGAGGAUAAGAGGACAGGGGGUUGGAAGGGGACAGGAAGAGGGGAGGGAGGAGGUUGGGGAGGGGACUGGGGUCAGAGAGACACCACACCUGGGGGGGACGGAAGAGGCAGAGGUGGAGGCCGCUCGGAUGAGGGAUCUUCUUGGGGUAACCUAGACGAAGGGGGAUCUCAGCGAGGAGGAGGAGGUGGAGGAGGUGGAGGAGGAGGAUGGGGAGAUGGGGGUGGAGGUAAAUCCCACCAGGACUGGGAGAGUGCCAAGCCCCACGCAGCAUCAGCACACAUACCAAACAGCCAAGUGGCACCAAUGAAAGCCCCGAAUCAACAGCAGCACCAAUCACAGGGCCAGCAGCAACAAGCUGGUCCACAAGGAGGCUGGAACAGCCGGUCCAGCGUUGGAGGUGGAGGUCCACCAUCCAAGAAUCAGAACCAAAGUUCAGGCUGGACCUCGGGCCCAAUCCCCCAGGUCCCCGCGGCUGGGCCAGGGCCUGGACCUGGGCCUGACUCCCUAGAGCCCAGCGGCUGGGAGGAACCCUCCCCUCAGUCCAUCAGUCGAAAAAUGGAGAUCGAUGAUGGCACUUCAGCCUGGGGAGACCCAACCCGCUACAACACCAAGAAUGUGAAUCUGUGGGACAAAAACAGUGCUCCGCCCGAUCAGGGCCACUCUCAGCAGGCCGCACCACAACCACCCCCGACCAUGCAGCAGCAACAACCACCGCGGAGGCAGCAGGGGAUGCAGCACAGCCGGGACACCAACCCUGGAAACGCUGCUGUUGCUCCAGGUAUGUGGGGAGGAGGUGCACAAUCUGCGGAUAAUGGUACUGGUGCAUGGGGCCAGACUUCAGAAGCACCAACAGGUUGGGGUGAUCCAGAUGAGCCCAGCAAAGCUGGCUGGGGGAACCCGUCACCCAACAUCAGUAAACCUGGCCCUAAGUCCAUGGAGAGCUGGGGCGGGAAGGGUGAGGGUUCUGUUGCCGCCUCUCGUCACCCCAGCUGGGACGAGGAGGAUGACGGUGUUGGAGGGGUGUGGAACAGCGCCGGCCCCCAGGGGAGCGGCUCCUCCUUCAACUCUGGAGGCUGGGGUCAGAGUCACAUGGGGAAGAGAGGCAACAUCAAGGGGGGAAGUGGAGACUCCUGGAUGAACCCAGUGUCCCGUCAGUUCUCAAACAUGGGUCUUCUGGGUGAUGACCCGGGGGUUGACAAAAAGAUGGAUGGAGACAAGAGAGGAAUGAGUGAUUAUAAUGGAGAGAUGCGGAGAGGAGGGAGAAGUGGAGGAGGUUAUCGAAUGCCUAGUUCCAAAGACAUGGGUCCCGUUGAUAUGGGGCCCUAUAGUGAGAAGAUGAGUGGUCAUGGAGUGUUUGUCGGCGGUGGCGGAGGGAUUCCUCAGCCUCGAGGGAUGCACCAGCCUGGCAUGCAUCCAAUGAAUCCCUCCCAGGGGAUACGUGCUCAAGUGCCUCAUCAGUUCCUGUCUGCUCAGGUGCCGGGUCCCAUGCUGAAGCAGAUGCCCUCUCCUGGUGGCAGUGUGGGCGGAGUGGUUGGAGGAGUAGGAGGUGUCGGUGGCGUUGGAAGCGUCGGAGGGGUCGGCGGUGUUGGAGGAGGAGUGUUCCCCCCUCAGAUUUCCCCGCAGCAGCUGGCGAUGCUCAGCAACAUUUACCCCCAGAUGCAGCAGUUCCAUCUGGCUUGUCAGCUCUUGCUACAACAGCAGCAGCAGCAGCAGCAGCUUCUGCAGAAUCAGAGGAAGUUCCCUCAGCCUCAGCCUCUCAGGCAGCAGCCGGACCCUCAGCAGCUGGCGAGGAUCAUGGCUAUCCUGCAGCAGCAGAGGCAGCAUCAGCAGGGUGGAGUCGCACCAGGCGGAGGGAGCUCCAAACUGUCCCCCUCUCACCUGGGAGGAGGCCUUACCAAACAGCCCAUGGGGGACCCCCUUCAGCACCCUGGAAUGGGGGGGGCCUUAUCAGACCUUCAUGCCAAAACACAAGGGAUGUACUCCGGGCUCGCUCCUGGCGGGAACCUGUCGGGCCUGGAGCUCGGUCCCAUGAUGGGAGGGAUGAAGGACACAGGAGGACAGCAGUCCCGCUUCAAAUGGAUGAUGGAGGGACACUCUCCUGCUCAAUCUCCCCCCGACACAACCCUUCACAAGAACGGCCCUUUACCCAGUGCUUUAAAGGUGAGAGGAGGAUCCCCGUACUCCCAGUAUGAGAUGCUGGGCAGUGAUGGGUUAGGGAUUCCUCCUCAAGGCUCUGCAGACAACUGGCACCGGACCCCUGGGAGUAAGAUGGGGAACAAACCUGCCACAUCGAGCUGGCCACCAGAGUUCCAGCCCGGUGUUCCUUGGAAAGGGAUCCAGAGUGCCGGAGACCCAGAGUCUGACCCCUACAUGACUCCUGGUGGUGUUCUUGGUUCCCCCGGACCCCCGAACCUUAACGACUCUGACCACCAGUUACUGCGAGACAACAUAGGGCCAAACCCCACCCUCAACACCUCGCUGCCUUCACCUGGUGCCUGGCCCUACAGUGCCUCAGACAGUCCCCUCAGCAAUGCACACAGCACAGGAAAGUACUCUGAGUACAAACCCAGCUGGCCCCCAGAGCCCAUCGGACAAAACAAGCUGUGGAAGACCAAUCGCAACAGCUCACAGCUACCACGCCCCCCUCCUGGCUUAACCAAUCAGAAGCAGGCCUCUCCCUCCCCGUGGGGAAACGGAGGCCCACGUUUGGCUCGAAGCUGGGGAGGGAGUGGGAUGAAUCAAGAGUCAAGAUAUGGGCCAGGCUCAGCGUGGAGCGACGGCGUGGCCUCCAGGAGCAGCUGCUGGUUGCUGCUGAGCAACCUCACGCCUCAGAUUGACGGCUCCACACUGAGGACGAUCUGCAUGCAGCACGGUCCCCUGCUGACCUUCCACCUCGGCCUGACGCAGGGCAGCGCUCUGAUUCGAUACAGCACCCGACAGGAAGCAGCCAAGGCCCAGGGCGCUCUUCACAUGUGUGUUCUGGGUAACACCACCAUCCUGGCGGAGUUCGUAGGGGAGGAGGAAGUCUCUCGUUAUUUUGCACAUUCCCAGGCCGGAGGAGCAGAGGGGGCGGGCUCAGGAGCGGCAGCUGCCAGCGGGACGCAGGGUUCAUCUGGAACAGGCACAGCUGUGGCCAGCAGCGGAGGAAGCUCCCCGGGGAAUGAGCGGGCAGCAGCGGGCGCAACUUCAGGUGGAAACGGAAACGGCGGUGGAGGAGUGGAGAGCGGAUCAGCAGACCUGGGCGGCGUAAGGUCCUCUGGCUCUGCGUGGCAGGGUCUCGAUGGUACAGGCAGUUCUUCAGAAACGUCCUCAGCCCAAGGACCCGGGCUGGGGAUCUUCUCCCAGUGGGGCUCCAACGGGGCGGGAGAAGGAGGAGGUGUGGAGGGAGUGGAGUCUGGGAGGUCUGGACUCUGGGGGGGCAUGAGUACAGGAUACCCGAGCAGCAGCCUGUGGGGGGCAUCGCAGAUGGAGGAGAGGCACCAAAUGGACAGCCCUGCCGCUCUGUUGCCUGGCGACCUGCUGGGGGGCGGAGCUGAUUCGAUCUGAGGAGCGCCCUCUGUUUUUUCAAGUGUUGGUUUGGACACUGAUACAGCAUACACUGGGAUACAUAUGUACUUACUAUAGCACACACACACACACACACACACACACACACACACCUAUUAAUGUAACACACACUCACACUGACAUAGACGUCGUAUGCAGAUUAGUGUGCACACACCUAAAGCAGAAAUGUGAGACAUGUAUACACAUUCUUGUGGCCAGACUUAAGCUAUUAUAUAAACAAUGCAGGGACUGUUAAAUGUGUAUACAGCCUUUUUCCACAGAUGAAGAUUUCAACUGCUUAGACUUGAAACCUGAAAGAAUGAAAAGUCAGUUGGUCUGAGAGACUCGACUGGAUCUCUAUGUGCUCAGUAAACAGAUUUACAUCCACAUGCACACACCAAAUACAGACAAGCCUUCAGACAGAUGGGCACUGUAAACAGCAUUACCUUCAUCGUAUCAGAGAACUUAAAACUACUACAUGAUGUGAGGUUCAAGUGCAGUUUUGUAUUCACGUCCCCUUAAACACGGAGACCGAAUCCAAACACAUGCAAACAGCUCUGAUUGAAAACAGACCUGUAUCUUACUGUGUAUGUUCACUUAGUUUGUUUCUGUUUGUUUUGUAUGUAUGGUUUUAAUUUUUUGAACAGUGGAAAUAUUGAAAUUGUUCUGUUUUCAAAAUGCUGACCUCCUACUGUUGUAUCUCAUGCACUCUUUCUCUGUUAUUCUCUCUUGAACAUGUUUGUUACUGUUGCAGUGAUAAAUGUUAAAUUGCUGGCAGUUUGAGGCUAUGUUGCAUUUCUCCAUGUGUGGAUACUGUUUGUAGUAUCGCUCACACUAUAUGGACUCGAGUAUGAAUGAGAUUGAGACCAAGUAAGUGGAUUAAACCACCACAGUUGUUGUGCGUGUGUGUGUGCGCGUGUGAGCGUGAGGAUAAUGUGUGUGUGCAUGUUACUGCCUGUCAUAAUGUGGGCAAGGCUGCUUACUAUACAGAAGGUCUAUACAAAUGUUUUGAGUGCAUUCGGUAUACUGCUGACUGUGUUAAGAAAUAUUGGCACUAAUGCUUUUUUUUUUUCUUCUGUCAUUUGAAGUUGUUUUUCCUUUUUUUUUUAGCAGACUUGUCUUUUUUAUUGUCCGACCUGCAAUAACAAAAAAGAACAUUUUAAUGACACAAAGAGCUGAAGGCAUACGCGUUGAAAAAAUGGACAUGCCAAAUCUUAUCAAACUGUGUGGAGUGGGCGGGGGGGAGGGUGGGUUGUUUACAGAUGCAGAGUAAGAGUUGACGUACGUUUUUAAUGUUCUGUUGUUGUGUAUUGGUUUCAAAUUAAGACAGGCUUUAACGCUCCUGUUCAGUGUUUUCGUUAUGAGAUUUUACAAAGGAAAAAUUUAUUUAAACACAUGAGAACAAGAUUAAUAAAGAUGAAAGUAUUGGCUUCUAAA